Zea mays is the source of this 1041-nucleotide messenger RNA. RefSeq lists its product as uncharacterized. Gene Ontology annotation, molecular function: ATP-dependent protein folding chaperone; ATP binding. NCBI's taxonomy places the organism in Eukaryota, Viridiplantae, Streptophyta, Magnoliopsida, Poales, Poaceae. Bases 1 to 1020 code for a protein of 339 amino acids. Gene Ontology annotation, cellular component: cytosol; nucleus. The transcript is spliced from 7 exons. The record is from RefSeq and is a predicted model, not a curated record. Gene Ontology annotation, biological process: protein folding.
AUGGUAAGUUGCCAGGCUAGGCAAUCAUUCAACCUCUUUUUUUACUUCACAUCACAGUUUCAUCUCUUACCUCUUCAUUUUCAGGUGCCUGAAAUUAGCAACUCAGCUGUGGAGCUCAAUGGGGUUCUCCUAAAUCAUGCUUUAGUUACAUUUCGUGAGCUACUUCUAAAAUGCGCUCAGCACUACUCAUGGUAUGUAUUAAGGGCAAUUUAUGUAACAAAGGGAAGCAAAUUGCUUCCUCCAUCUUUUGCCUCAAUUUUUUAUGACUCUGCUUCAUCUGUUCUUGAUGUCUUCUUCGACCCUUCUGAUGGAUCGCUCAACGUCCCUGGCCUUACCAUAGGCAUGUUUAAAUUUAUAAGCAAGAACAUGAAGUCGGGUGGUUUUUCUGGAACAAAACGGUACCUUGGUGAUCUCGGGAAAACUGUUAAAACUGCAAGUUCGAACGCUCUCUUUGCUGCUGUCACAGAAAUUUCAGAUAGUGUUGUUAGAGGAGCGGAAACAAAUGGUUUGAAUGGCAUGGUUACUGGUUUCCCAACACUGUUUUUUUGCUAUUUUUGCAUGCAGAUGCUCGAGGAGGAUGUGGCAGUUCCAGUCUCAUCUGCUAAUGAAGCUCCAAAGGAUACUACAAAGAUGGACACAGAUGAUGCACCAAGUGAUCCUGUCUCUGGAACUGAUGUGAAUGUGCAUGAGCCUGAUACUACUGAGGCUGCUCCUGCAGCUGAAAAUGGAGCAGAAAAUCCCGAGGAAAAAUCUGUUCCAAUGGAAACUGAUGCAAAGGUUGAGCCAUCAGAAAGGAAAGUUAAGAGAACUUCUGUUCCGGUCCAUGCAUUGGUCUAUGGUGCCUUGGCUGUAGCUGACCUGCAGAAGGCUGUAGAGAAAGAGUAUGAGAUGGCUCUUCAGGACAGAGUAAUGGAAGAAACCAAAGAGAAGAAAAAUGUUGUGGAAGCUUAUGUCUAUGACAUGCGUAACAAGCUCUACGAUAGAUACAACGAUUUUGUGACACCUGAGGAGAAGGGUUGAUUGGAAAGCUUCGGGAGGUUG